Caretta caretta (loggerhead turtle) is the source of this 2877-nucleotide messenger RNA. RefSeq names its product forkhead box C2 (gene FOXC2). Gene Ontology annotation, molecular function: RNA polymerase II cis-regulatory region sequence-specific DNA binding; DNA-binding transcription factor activity, RNA polymerase II-specific. NCBI's taxonomy places the organism in Eukaryota, Metazoa, Chordata, Testudines, Cheloniidae. The record is from RefSeq and is a predicted model, not a curated record. Gene Ontology annotation, biological process: cell differentiation; anatomical structure morphogenesis; regulation of transcription by RNA polymerase II.
UGGCUCAAAGUCGGGGGCAGAGGCGUGGCCGGCGAGGAGUAAAAACUCGCCUUCAGCAAGAAAAGUUUUGAAACUUUCCCAAACCCUAUAAGGGGAGUUAGCAUUUGCGGGGCUCGCCGGUGGCUCUGCGCGCACACACACACACAGACAGACAGACAGACACACACACACACACACACCGGACUCUCACAGGCUCCUCCACAGCCCUAGAGUUUAUUUUGGUUCCGAGUUCGCAAGAAGUGGUGGUGGUUUCCCUCCCAGAAGAAUUUGUUGUUGUUGCAAGAAUUAUCUUUUUUCCCCCCUCAAGACUUUUCUUUGCCUGCGAGAAUUAUUCCCUGCUUCUGCCUCCCUUUUAGCAGCAGCUUUUACCACCUCUGAAAAAAAAAAACAACAACCCAGAGAGAUCACUAGAUAUCCGCACUGCACGCUCCGCCUGGCGACUCCGAAGGAUGCUGCUGAUUUACUGCUGCUAAGGACCCUGUUGGAUUUGGGCAGCUUGUGUUUGAGACUCUCCCUCUCUCUCACCCCUUCCUCCCUCGCCCUCCUCCUCUGCAGAGGAAUCCCGUUGGGGUGAGCCCCUCUCCCCCAAAACCCCUACCCUCUUCGUCCCCCCUCCCCCGGACCCCGGUGAUUUCGUCGCGUCGCCUUGCGAUUUGGGGGAGCCCCAUCCAUGAUGCAGGCUCGCUACUCCGUCUCCGACCCCAACGCCUUGGGAGUGGUGCCUUACUUGAGCGAGCAGAACUACUACCGGACCGCGGGGACUUACAGCAACAUGGCCAGCCCCAUGAGCGUCUAUUCGGGCCACCCUGACCAGUACGCCGCCGGCAUGGGCCGCUCCUAUGGGCCUUACCAUCACCACCAGCCGGCGGCCCCCAAGGACCUGGUGAAGCCUCCCUACAGCUACAUUGCUCUCAUCACCAUGGCCAUCCAGAACGCCCCGGACAAGAAGAUCACCCUGAAUGGGAUUUACCAGUUCAUCAUGGACCGGUUCCCCUUCUACAGGGAGAACAAGCAGGGCUGGCAGAAUUCCAUCCGCCACAACCUCUCCCUCAACGAGUGCUUCGUCAAGGUGCCCCGGGACGACAAGAAGCCCGGCAAGGGCAGCUACUGGACCCUGGACCCGGACUCCUACAACAUGUUCGAGAACGGCAGCUUCCUGCGCCGCCGCCGGCGCUUCAAGAAGAAAGACGUGCCCAAGGAGAAGGAGGAGAGGCAGGCCAAGGAGCAGCCCAAGGCGCCGGGCAUCUCCAGCCCGGACAUCUCCAAGGAGGCCUCGGAGAAGAAGGUGGUCAUCAAGAGCGAGGCCUCCUCGCCAGACCUGCCGGUCAUCACCAAGGUGGAGACGCUGAGCCCGGGCAGCGGCAGCCCCAGGAGCGUGGCCUCCACCCCGUCGGUGUCCACCGAGAGCUCCCUGCCGGAGCACCACCCGGCCGGCAACGGGCUGUCGGGCUUCAGCGUGGAGAACAUCAUGACCCUGCGGACUUCUCCCCCGGGGGAGCUGAGCCCCGGGAGCGCCGCCUCCGGCCGGACAGGGGCAGGGCUGGUGGCUUCGCUGCCGCUGGGCUACCCCCAGGCGCAACCCUCCAUCUACAGCCAGGCGUGCAGCCAGAGCGUGGACACGAGCGGGAGCUACCAGUGCAGCAUGCGGGCCAUGAGCCUCUACACCGGGGACAGGUCGGGCCACAUGUGCGUCCCCACCGCGCUGGAAGAAGCCAUCUCGGAGCACCCCAACGGCACCGCUUCGCCCCUGGCCACCAUGAGCCUGGCCUCCAGCCAGGAGAGCGCGCUGACCCCCAGCCACCCGCAUCCCAGCGGCGGGCCCGGGCAGCCGGCAGCCUCCUGGUACCUCAACCACAGCACCGAGCUCAACCACCUCUCCGGGCACACGUUUGGCUCCCAGCAGCAGCCUUUCCCGACCGUCCGGGACAUGUUCAACUCUCACCGGCUGGGGAUUGAGAGCUCGACCCUCAACGAGCAUCAGGUGAGCGGCAACACAAGCUGUCAGAUCCCCUAUAGAUCCACGCCCUCCAUAUACCGCCACGCCACCCCCUAUUCCUAUGACUGCACUAAGUAUUGAUUAGCAUUGACUCUCCUGGGUAGGCCAAUUAAGCAAACACUUAAGACUGCACAAGGAAAUACUUUUACAACCUCUAAGCGGACCUGGGAACCAAAGAGUUUAUAGACCCUUAAUCCUCUUCCAUCGUCUGUAAAUUCCAAACAAGUAAAUUCUACUUGAAAAGGGAUAUCUUUAAAAUAUAUAGAGAGCUAUCUAAACAAAGUGGCAAAGUUAUAUGCUAAAGUAUAGGAGGUCUCCGAAAAUAAGUUAUGGACCAAUAUCACAGCGACCAUUAUGCGAUUAAAAAGAAAAUUAUAUAUAUUAUAUAUAUAAAUAUAUGUCCUGGGUAUUUUAAGUUCUCUUAUUGUGCUGUAAAAUGUGUGGAUUUCUAAUCAGGCUAAUUUUCAGAGCCAUUAAUAUAAUAUUUAAAGUUGAGUUCACUGGAUUAUUUUUUUUUAUGUUGCCCAACAAUUCCUGGCAGCCCAAUUAAUUACAAGUGAUUUCUUCUUCCUUUUUUUUUUUGUACAAUUAUGCAAGAGAAUUUCUUCCUCUUUAGAGCUGUUCUUUUUACAAGACGAGGAAAUAAUUUAUUUUUGUUGGUGGAUUUUUGGGAAAAAAAGACAAAGUCUCUGAUUCGUUUUUUUAUUUACGACAGUGUGAUGUUUUGUAUAAUAGUCUCCACCCUGACCAUUCCUGAGAACUAUUUGUUUUUAUUCUACUUCACGCUUGUUUGUCUUAUGUGGUCUUAAUCGUUGUACUUACCUUAAAAUAAAUCCAUGUUGUUUUCUUCUGCUCAAAGUCUGGCGCAUGUGUGUGUGUGU